Messenger RNA from Durio zibethinus, 1525 nucleotides. RefSeq names its product cytochrome P450 94A1-like. NCBI's taxonomy places the organism in Eukaryota, Viridiplantae, Streptophyta, Magnoliopsida, Malvales, Malvaceae. Gene Ontology annotation, molecular function: monooxygenase activity; heme binding; oxidoreductase activity, acting on paired donors, with incorporation or reduction of molecular oxygen. The record is from RefSeq and is a predicted model, not a curated record.
AUGUUUAUUCAGUUAUUUACCUCAUGGAUUCUCCUGGCUCUCCCAUUUUUCAUCUUAAUCAUCAUAAAAACCUCCAAAUCCAAGAAACCACCCUCACCUCCUUCCAUUUUCCCCAAGUCUUAUCCAAUAAUCGGUUCCUCUUUCGCCAUCAAAUCCAAUCGAAAGAACCGCCUGCAAUGGAUUACACAAAUCCUCCAGAGCUGUCCCUCUGCAACUUUCACUCUCCAUCACUUAUUUGGUUUUCGCCAGAUCUUUACUGCAAACCCUGCCAAUGUCCAACAUAUGCUCAAGACCCACUUCUUCAUCUACCAAAAAGGCCCCUUCUCUACGAGCGUUCUCUUCGAUUUUCUUGGCAACGGUAUCUUCAACGUUGAUGGGGAGUCUUGGAAGUUCCAGAGACAAGUUUCCAGCCACGAGUUCAACACCAAGUCUCUUCGUAAAUUUGUACAAACUGUUGUUGAUACCGAGCUUCAUGACCGUCUGAUCCCGAUGUUUUCUGAUGCUGCUGUUGAUAAGACCGUGCUUGACUUGCAAGAGAUUCUUCAGAGGUUCGCUAUUGACAACGUUUGCAAGAUCGCUUUUGGGUUUGACCCUGCCUGUCUGUUGCCUUCUUUACCACAGGCACAGUUUGCAGUUGCUUUUGAAGAGGCUACUAACAUAAGUAGCGAAAGGUUCCGCGCUUUUCUUACUAUAACUUGGAAAACCAAGCGAUUUUUCAAUGUUGGAUCGGAGAAAAGACUCAAAAUUGCAGUCUCUCAAGUCCGUGACUUCGCAAAGAAGAUUGUAAGAGAAAAGAAACAGGAACUAGCUGAUAAAUCCUGUUUAGAAUCCGUUGAUCUCUUAUCAAGGUUCUUGAGCACUGGCCAUUCAGACGAGAAUUUCGCUACGGAUAUAGUCAUCAGCUUCAUACUUGCUGGGCGUGACACAACAUCCGCGGCUUUGACAUGGUUUUUCUGGUUAAUAUACAAACACCCUGAAGUUGAAAAGGAAAUUCUCAAAGAAAUCAAAGAGAAAUCCAAUUUGCCAGUGUUCGAGGAAGUUAAAGACAUGGUUUACACACAUGCUUCUCUCUGCGAGUGCAUGAGACUGUACCCUCCAGUCCCAGUGGACAGCAAACUGGCAAUGGAAGACGAUGUUUUACCGGACGGGACGGUGGUAAAGAAAGGAAUGGUAGUGACGUAUCAUCCUUACGCGAUGGGAAGGAUGGAGAAGGUAUGGGGAUCAGAUUGGGCAGAGUUCAAACCAGAGAGAUGGUUGGAGAGAGAUGAGGGAGGGAAAUGGAGCUUUGUGGGGAGAGAUCCUUAUACUUAUGCAGUGUUCCAGGCAGGACCCAGGAUUUGUUUGGGGAAGGAGAUGGCGUUCUUGCAGAUGAAAAGGGUGGUGGCAGGUGUUCUAAGGCGGUUCAAGCUGGUGCCGACGGUGGAGGAUGGGUUUCAGCCGUUGUUUGUUGCUUAUCUGACAUCUAAGAUGGAAGGUGGCCUCCCAAUCAGGAUUGAGGAAAGGAGAAAUUUCGAUUAGCUAAAGC